This is a messenger RNA of Lindgomyces ingoldianus, 1599 nucleotides long. Its product is annotated as kinase-like protein. Gene Ontology annotation, biological process: peptidyl-serine phosphorylation; peptidyl-threonine phosphorylation. Lineage: Eukaryota; Fungi; Ascomycota; Dothideomycetes; Pleosporales; Lindgomycetaceae. Gene Ontology annotation, molecular function: ATP binding; protein serine/threonine kinase activity. The transcript has 3 exons. The record is from RefSeq and is a predicted model, not a curated record. The annotation marks the transcript as partial.
GAUGCUUCUGAAGAUGAACCAGAUCGAGAGAAAAUUGCAGACCUACUUCGGAGAUCACAAGUUCACACAGAGAAUUUGGGUGAAGCGUUCCUGCCUCCGAAGGUCCUAGAAGAGAUAUUGACCGAAGAACGGAUUCGCAUGGAAAUAGAAGCAUACCGUGAUCAGCAGCCGGAUAGUUGGUGUGGUCAAGGAUUGAACGAUUGCGCGAAUCUAAUUAGAUGUCGGUAUCUGAAGAUUUUUGCGAUCCUCAUCCUCCUCGACAAAGGGGAAGACAUUGGGAAAUUCAUUGAAGAAGGUGUGAGUGACGAAGACUUGCCUUUGGUUGAGACCCAAGUUCGUCAUAUGUCCGAUCUCGUACGCAGUAAAUCUCCGAACAAUCCACUUGGCUGCUUCGACACAUGGAUGAUACACGAACGCGAACAGUUUUCGCGCUACCAGUACAGGGUAAAUCUGCCGUUUCUCAGUUUCGACACCGAGACAAACUCAGUGCGACAUGUGGACUUUACGCCUCAGACUAUACUACCCUUCUCGGAGUGUGGUGGUUCCAUAGAAGGGAUAUACUCGAGAAUUAGCAAGAUCAAGAUACACAGGGACUGUCAUGGCUUCAGCAACAUACUGAAGAAGAUUCAGACGAACGACGUUUUCGCAGUGAAACGGUUGCGCAUCAAUCACGGAGACAACGUGGAAAAUUGUUUCCACAGGGAGGUAAACAUGUUGAAGAACUUGAGCCGCACUCACAAUCACCUUCUCAGUCUCCUCAUGACAUGGAGUUACCGGAACGACCACUACCUUCUUUUCCCGUUGGCAGACUGCAACUUGGCUGAUUAUUGGAACAAAGAAUCUCAAACACCGUCCCGGAGCGAGACGAAAGGCAUAGACCUGGGAACAGCGAGGUGGGUUUCAGAACAGAUUCUUGGUUUGAUGGACGCUCUGGACAGUCUCCACCAUCCACGAGGCUUGUCCAGCACAAAAUUUGGAAGACACGGUGAUCUCAAACCCGAGAACAUCCUUUGGUACAAUGAUCCAGAAGGCGGGCGAGGAACGCUAGUCAUAUCCGACUUUGGGUGUUCGACUCUUAAUACUCAAUAUAGUCGAUCGAACAUUACAGCAGCUAGAGUGCCUUUAACCCCAGCUUACCGGCCACCAGAGUGCGAUCUCGAGGGCGGCAAAAUUUCUAGAGCGUCAGAUAUAUGGUCUUUCGGAUGCGUUCUUCUAGAGUUCGUUUGCUGGGCACUUGGUGGUGGCGAACUGGUCCAAACCUUCGCAAAGAGAAGAAUAAGUCCUUAUAUUACGGGCUUAUCGAGCGAUUCUUUUUUUGACGUGAAUGCAAAAGCUGACGACGGAGGGUAUGUCAUAACCGUGAAAGACGUUGUCUCAAUGACCAUAGCAGAACUUCACAAGAACGCGCACUGUACGCAGUACUUUCACAAUCUUCUCGACAUCAUCGAGCGCGAAAUGAUUGUCAUUCUUUCGUCCGAGAGCCUUAGGUCGGACUCGACAGUAUUGCUGCGCAAGUUUAACUUCAUGCAUUCCAAUACCACAGACGAUCCAGAUUACUGCCAGACACCGUGUCCUGAAAGCCGACCUACGGAAUCCUAG